Sorex fumeus (smoky shrew) is the source of this 5655-nucleotide messenger RNA. It is a transcript of the gene AK9, whose product is annotated as adenylate kinase 9. Bases 1 to 5655 code for a protein of 1884 amino acids. Gene Ontology annotation, biological process: nucleobase-containing compound metabolic process. The transcript has 40 exons. Gene Ontology annotation, molecular function: ATP hydrolysis activity; AMP kinase activity; ATP binding. NCBI's taxonomy places the organism in Eukaryota, Metazoa, Chordata, Mammalia, Eulipotyphla, Soricidae. The record is from RefSeq and is a predicted model, not a curated record. Gene Ontology annotation, cellular component: cytoplasm; mitochondrion.
AUGACUGUUAACAAAAUGAAAGAAGAGCAGCAUCCUUUUGUAGACAUAUUUGAUGAAGAUGAAACUGAGAAAAAUUUCAUGUUGUCCAAACCUGUUUGUUUUGUUGUAUUUGGGAAGCCAGGGGUUGGGAAGACAACUUUGGCCAAUUAUAUAACACAGACAUGGAAAUGUAUUCCUGUAGAAGCUUUGCCAGUUUUGGAAGAAUUGAUUGCCUCCGAUACCCCAUCAGGAAACUUGUUGCAAUCCAUGCUGCACAAGGGGCACAGCAUUCCAGAUGAAGUCAUUAUAAAGCUCCUGUUGGAGAAGCUCAACUCCCAGCAAGUGUCACACUUUGGUUAUAUUAUUACUGAAAUACCGUCACUUUCAGAAGAUACCUUGACUAUUCGACAGCAGAUUGACUUCAUUAAAAAUUUAAAUUUGAAACCUGAUAUCAUAAUUAAUAUUAAGUGUCCGGACCAUGAUUUAUGUAAUAGAACUUCUGGACAGCGGCAGCACAGUAUGACAGGGCACCUCUACAUAAGGGACCAGUGGGAUCUUGAUGCCAUUGGGAAGCGUAGGAAGAAGAGGAAAGGAACCCUGAAAGAAACAAAAGCGGAAGAGGAAGGGGAAGAGGAAGAAGAGCAAGAAGAAGAGGAGGCACUUCUUGCUGGAAUUCAGUUGGUGGCUGGAAUUAUUCAACAUCUAGUUCAGAGACCUGAGGAUUAUAUGGAAAAUAUUGAGCAAGCUGUUAAGCUUUAUAAGGAUACAAUUCUUCCUUCUUUAGAGGAGAUGAUGGCUGAGCAUAAUUCACAGUAUCUCAUAGAACUAGAUGGAAAUAGGACCCCAGAGGAGCUCUUCAUGGUAAUUAUGGAUCGGCUUAAAUAUUUGAACCUAAGAAGAGCAGGUGUUCUAGCCAAACUUCAGAGUUCAGAGGAGGAAAUGAAUUACACAUUGGAAACUGAAGAAAUGCUUCGUUCUCUCGCGUCCUAUAAGCUUAUAGCACCAAGAUAUCGAUGGCAGAGAAGCAAAUGGGCACGUAUGUGCCCCGUGUCUUUAAAAGAAGGCAACAUUCAGGCCGGAUUGCCAGACUAUUCUGUGAGUUUCCUAGGUAAAAUGUACUGUCUUUCAUCAGAAGAAACACUAAAAACAUUUUUGUUGAACCCACGUCCCUAUCUUCUUCCACCAAUGCCAAAACCACCAGUUAAACUUUUUCUAUUUGGACCUCCAUCUUCAGGGAAAACAACACUUAGCAAUUUGCUGGCAGAACAUUAUAACCGACCGGUAAUUGACUACAACCAACUUGUUAUGCCACGUUUUGAAAAAGCCCGGGAAAUGCUAAUAAAAAAUAUGAUCAGUGAAGCCACAGAAAGAGCUAUUGCUCACGUGAAAGAGCGGCUUAUAGCACAACUACACACCGACGGAAAAGUUUCAAAUGAUCAAUCCAAAAGAGGUUCAGUGGAAAAUGAAGACAAAAAGACAUCAGAGAAAAACCCUGAUCAAGCUGGUAUUAGUCAAAAUGUUUUAGUCAAAGAUGAAGAAACCAACGAACCUACACCUGAAGAACAUUCCUUGGGCAUGAAUCAGAAAGCAAAUACAGAAACAACGCUAGACUUAAUAGAAGAGGUAACUGCAGAUCAUCCAGAAGUUGUCUCUAUGAUAGCAGGGUCUGUACAAAUGGUACAAAAUGCGAAUUUUGAACAACCAAAUGAAAAGUAUGCUGAAAUAUUAGCGGAAAUCCUCAAAGAAGUAGAAGAAGAAAACAUGAUCAGGUAUCCUGAUGCUUCAAAAUAUGGAGGCUGGAUUCUAGACAAUUGUCCAGUUCUGAAAGAACUGUGGGUUUUCCUUGUCGAAAAAGGAGUUAUACCUGAUUUGGUCAUUGUUUUAUCAAAUAUGGAAAACAACGGACAGUGUGUAUUAAAUAGACUAUAUUUGCAGAAUAAGUCUGAAAUUGAUUCCAGUAUUAUAGAAAGAUUAACACAAGAAAUGCUACUGAAGAAAAAAGAAGAAGAAGAAGCAAAAAAAGCUGACGAGGCACUUAGGAUACAAGAAAAUAAAAAAGAUUCAGAAUUAAUGAAGAAACCAAAACGCAAAAAUAUUGACCUAGAUGAAAUUGAAACUGAGGAAGCAUAUGCUGAAAAUGAGUUCGAACCAAAAUUAUCCAGAAACCCUGUGACAACUGAGGAGGUUAAGGGUGCACCAGAAGAGUCUGAACCAACUGACAAUGCUGAAAUAACCAAUGAAUCAGUUAAACAUAAUGCACAUAAUAUUUAUUUUUUUUCUGAACUUACUGAGGACACUACAGCUGAAGCAGAAAUUCCAAAAGGUUCCAAGGAGGACCUGGAAACUGAAGAUCUAAAUGUUGCAGUUUCACUCCCUGAGUUUCCAGCAGAUGCUUAUCCUGAAGUACCUGAAAUGGAGCCAUUUAAAGAGAAAGUUAAAUAUUUCAACAAUUACUGGAAAUUUAUUGAAGCAGUGAUAUUAGAGAAUACUCAGCUUCUAAACCUGGAAAUCACUGACAAAACUUCAGAGGAACUAUUACAAAAAGUUGUUGAUACAAUAGAAAGACCUUUUCAAUAUUCUGGGUGGGAAUUAAAUGUGGAAGAUUUUGAAGAAGAAACAGAAGACUAUCAGGCUGAAGCAGAAGUUGAGGAGGAUGAAGGAGAAGAGGAGGAGGAAGAGGAAGAGAGUGAAGAAAAAGCUAAAGAGAAGAAAAGACAUUUGGGAGAUUCGAAGCAUUUUUGUCCAGUGGCUCUCAAAGAAUAUUUCAUUCUACAGCCAGGCAACACAGACGAUGCAGUUAAAUAUCGAGAGAAGAUCUACUACAUGUCAAGUAUUGAAGCAAAAGAAAAGUUUUUGGAACAUCCCGAGGAUUAUGUGGCUCACAAAGAACCAUUAAAGGCUCCUCCUUUAAGAAUAUGUCUGUUGGGCCCUCAUGGCUCAGGCAAAACUGUCUGUGGAAGAAAAUUGGCAGAAAAAUUUGGCAUUUUUCACAUUCAGUUUGAAGAAUUUCUCCAAGAAAAACUAAUGCUCAAAACUGAAAAAAGAGCUGGGCCUGAAUUUGAGGAGGAGUCUGAUGAUGAACAGGCUUUUAAACAAGAAUUCGAAGAGCUUGCAGCUCAAGCUCAUGUUGCAAUUAAGAUAAGCAACACAAAGAAGCCAAAGCCUGUAGAUGUAGAGCUUACUGAAGAAGAAGAAGCAAUCAAGGCAAAUCUAAUGGAAAAUGACCCAUUGCCUUCUGAGAUCCUUGAAAAAUUCCUCUCUGAGUGGUGGUUUCAGGAACCAAUACGUUCCACAGGUUUUAUCUUGGAUGGUUUUCCACGAAAUCCUGAAGAGGCCCAGAUUCUGGGGGAACAUGGUUUUUUCCCAGAUGCUGCUGUUUUUUUGCAAGUUGAGGAUCAAGAUAUUUCUGAUCGUCUCCUUCCUGAGCUAAUUAAUAAAUGGAAAAUGAAACAGAAAAAGAAAUUAGAAAGGAAAAAUCUCAUCAAAGAAAUGAAGACAAAAAUCAGGAAUGAUAUGAUUUCUAAAAGAAGGGCUGAACUUUUAGCAGAGAGAGAAAAGAAAAGGAAAGAGGAACUUGGUAGAGACGAUGAUGAAACAACUGAGGAAGAGCCAGACGAUGAUGAUGAUAUUGACAAUAUCCUGGAAGAUGAGUUUCCAAAAGAUGAGGAAGAUUUAAAUGAAGAAGAAGAAGAACAGGAAGCUGAUGCGAUUGAUCGCCUGAGAACUGAAAUAGGAGAAAAAUUUGAGCUAGAUAUGGGUAAUAUGCAAACGAUACAGGAAGAAUUUGAGAAGCUCCUGAUACCAGUAAUUCCCAUUAAUGGAUCCCGGAAAAUCCACAUUGUUGAAUAUACCUUAAAUACAAAAUUGAAACCACUGGUAGAAAAUCGGGCAAGCAUUUUUGAGAAAUGUUAUCCAAUAUCACCAGCCCUUGCUCAGAAAAUGAUCAAUUUUACCUACAAGCAUAUCAGUUCUUUUGGCUAUUGGGACCCUGUGAAGCUAAGUGAAGGAGAUACAAUCAAGCCCGUUGAAAGAUUAGAGAAUCCCCUGUAUCCUGUAAUCCAUCGUCAGUAUAUUUAUUUUUUAUCUAACAAGAAAAAUAAAGAAAAAUUUAUGAAGAACCCAAUCAAGUAUAUCCGCCAACCUGAGCCUAAGCCUACUAUGCCCAUCAGGAUUGCAAUUGUGGGGCCUCCAAAAUCUGGGAAAACUACAGUUGCCCGAGCUUUUGCAAAGGAGUACGGUUUAAAGAGUUUGUCCAUGGGAGAUGCUCUGCGGUACAUAAUACACCACCAACCCGAAACAGAGCUGGCUCUUGUGAUUAAGUGGCAUCUUUAUAAAGGAGAGACAGUACCAGAUGAGUUAGCUAUUCAAGCCCUAGAAGUAUGUCUGAUGGAAAGUAUCUGCAACACUGCAGGUGUUGUUAUUGAUGGGUACCCUGUCACUAAACAUCAAGUGAAUAUCUUGGAAGCCAGGUCAAUCAUCCCCAUGGUCAUUUUUGAGCUGGAAGUGCCCCUUAAGGAAAUUUUUAAAAGAUUGGUGCUGCUGAAAAAAAAGGAGCCAAGUAAUCUACCCUACCCACUGCACAAUAGUGCACACAUCACAGCUGUGAAGGACGCAAAGUAUCACAAAAAUAUUCCUGAUAUUAAGCAAUUUUAUGAAGAACAACAUCAGAAUUGGCGUGUAAUUGAUGGAUUUCACAGUAAAUGGUGGGUAUGGAAUGAAGUCAUGAAAGCUACUCAAACAAUGAAUAAAUAUAUACAGACAUACCUGGGAAGAAUAAAGGAAGGAAAGGCUGCCCUCAUUGAUAAGCUAUGUAUCUCACCUCAAGAAUUAAUCUCUCGUCUGGGUGAAUUUGAACAGUUCUGCCCUGUCAGUUUGGCUGAAUUGGGUGAAUUAGUUGAUUGCUCUCUAACUGACUCACUGAAAUUUGCCGCGGAGUUCAGAGGGCACUAUUAUAAAAUGAGUUCUAGAGAAAACCUGAAUAAAUUUUUGGAGAACCCAGAACUCUAUGUGCCUCCAUUAGCCCCUCAUCCUCUCCCACCUGCCGACAUGAUCCCCAAGCAGCUGACGUUGUCAGAGUUGAAGAAGAGAUUUCCGAAAUGUGCAGAGCUGCAGGGCUACUGUCCAGUGACCUACCGGGAUGGAGAGCAAAGAUAUGAAGCUCUGGUACCUGGUAAUGUUAACUAUGCUGUAGAGUAUCGUGAUCGUAUAUAUAUUUGUGAGACUAAGGAAAAACUCCAGAAAUUUCUGAGGCUGCCAGAGAAAUACUGGGAUCAGACACUUCCUAACAAACUUCCCCCUUUAAAGGAACCGAUAUCACUUACUAGUCUACCUUUGCCUGGAUAUUUGGAACAGGGCACUGCCUCUUCUCUAAUUAAAGCAUUGAAUGCAGCAGGAUGCUUAAAACCAAAAUACCCCUUCUUAAGUGUAAAAAGAUCUGUGCUACUAUAUAUAGCACUUCAUCUAAAAGCCUUUAAUCCCAAAGGUUCUGAAUAUUCAAGAAAAACAUAUAAAAAGAAGAUGGAGCAGUUUGUGGAAAGAUGUGAGCUCAUCACAUACCUGAAUUCCAAGAUGACUAAAAAUUACAAGGAGCCUGAAUUUAGACCCAUUGACUUUGAUUUUAAGUUAGAGACCUUUAUGUCUCUUAGAAAUAGAGACCCUAUUAAUGAUAUAGCCUGA